ACAUUUUUGUUUACGUUCUAUGAAAUAAUGCGUGUUGUCUUUAGUACGGCGAAGUGAGGGGUCAUUAGGAAAGGUCGCUAGAUUUAUGUGCGCUGAACCUUUUGUACUUCUGUACGUCUCUCUCUCUCUCUCUCUCUCUCCCUCUCUCUCUCUCUCUCUCUCUCUCUCCUUCCUUCUCCCCCUCUUUUGUUGUUACCAGUGAUCGCUGGCAAUGCUGCCAUAGCAACCAGGAAACACUCCAGUGUGUGUGUGUGUGUGUGUGUGUGUGUGUGUGUGUGUGGGAUAGACACUAAACGCUAAACGCUUGAGCUGGUGAGGAGCGCAGGACGCUGUAGGAAAGGAGAUAUAUUCAGUCUGAUGCUAGAGGUUGUAAGGCUUCUGUGGAUGAACUGAUAUUCUGUAAGUAUGAGAGAGAGUGUGUGUGUGUGUGUGUGUGUGUGUGUGUGUGUGUGAGAGAGAGAGAGAGAGAGAGAGAGAGAGGAAGAGUGUGUGUGUGUGAAAGAGGACGAGUGUGUGAGAAUGCACUAAUGUAUAGUGUAGAAAUCUCCUGAAGUCUAUGGAUGAUGGUUGUGUGUGGGCUCAGAAAGUGUGUAUGUGUGUGUGUGUGUGUGUGUGUGUGUGUUAGUUAUAGUGGGAAAUCAGAUUUUGCCCGGGUCAGGCGUGAUGGCCUCCAGUGGAGUAACUGCCCUCCUGCCUCCAGUGAAGAGCGUGGUGGUGUACAAGAAUGGAGAUCCCUUCUUCUCAGGGAGGAGGUUUAUCGUGAACCAGAGGCAGGUCGCCACUAUGGAGUCUUUCCUGAACGACGUCACUCUCAGCAUCGGAGCCCCGCUGGCCGUGCGUACGCUGUACACGCCACGCCACGGGCACCGCAUACCCGAUCUGGAGCACCUCCAGCAGGGGGCGCAGUACGUGGCUGCCGGAUUCGAGAGGUUCAAGAAGCUCGAUUAUCUGAGUCUGGGGAUGAAGAGAACUCCAGUGGCUCGAACCGGAGACGCCAUGCAGGCUAAAGGACUCAGCAGACCCAACGUGUCCGCAAAAUGGAGGAAGGUUAUAACUCUGCCCUGCAUUAUACACGUGUUCAGGAAUGGAGACGUCCUCAGUCCUGCCAUGCGCUUCAUCAUUCCUCGGAGUCUGUUGAAAAAUUUGGAGCAGAUUCUCAGCCUGGUCUCGGAGAAAGCCAUGCUGCGCACGGGCGCCGUUCGCAGGCUGUGCACCCUCGACGGCGUGACGGUGACCUCGGCGGAGGAGCUGGAGAGCGGCCAGUGUUAUGUAGCCGUCGGUGCCGAGCGCUUCAAGAAACUUCCUUACGUGGAGCUGCUGCUGAACAAAGCACCAGGAGGCAGUGCAGACAGACAUUACGUUGCAGAUCGUGGCCUGCACAGGAGGUCAGAGAACAGGAAGUUUCCUCAAGACAGCAACAGUGACUCCGCCCUCCUUCACUCACCUGAGAGGGACGGCAGGCGCGUGAAGUCCACGGGAGACGAGGCCGAGCCGGAAGGAGCGAAUCUUUCUCAGCCGCUGCAGAGGAGGAGAGAAGGAAGAGGGGAAAGAGAGGAGAGCUCCAUAUUCUACGCCAAACCCGUCCGAGUGCGCAAACACAGACCCCCACACAGAGCUGCGGCCAGAAACGCAGGCAAUGCGAGUGUGUUUAAGGGCGUAGUGAGGAGGAGAGAGGAGGUGCGAGGAGCUGAGGAGGUGGCUGAGGAUGAGAGCACGGCUGUGGAGCUUCCUGUAGAUCAGAGAGUUGCUGAAGUCGUUCAGGACGAGGAACUUGAUGAGAGCCAACCAGAAACAACAAAUCACAUGCAUCAGACAGGAGCACCUGAUGAGCACAUGACCUCAUCUGCACACUCCAGUCCGUCUCCUAGCGACAGAGAGCACACUGUGAAGGAGUACGGGCCGUCUGAUGGAGAGACCUCGUUACCGAGACGGAGCUCUUCUCCGAACGGGGAGACGGAAGCGCAGGAUGAGGACAUACUCAGCGAAGACCUGGAACAGGAAAGAGGCCAAGAUGAUAAAGAUGGACGUCCUCAGGAAGCUGACGAGCCGGAGACGCAGGACCACACCCGUCCUCCCUCCUCAUCCUCACAGCAGAGAGAAUGACCCAGAUAGAAAGUAUAUAUAUCAGAUACAACCGUAAAUAAAUACCCCCAUAGUGUGUAAAGUCUAGCUCUAACCUUAAUCAUGUCCUGAGCGACGUUCUCCAGACUGUUCCUAAUACGUAACAUGUCCGUAAUACAAUCUCCAGACUGUUCUCUUACAGCUACGUCAUGUAGACUUUACGGAUCGUGAAGUUAUUCGCCUGUGAAUGUCUUUGACCCCCGUCAUGUGAUAAUAGACGCUAAUGAGACGCUGUUAGCCGAUACGGUGCGCGAUGAAGUCAGCAUCACAUAUAAAGGAGACAAAAAAGUAUCACACCACCUUUAAAUAUUCACCGUCACUUACGAAAUAUGAGCGAAAAACGUUGAUCUGGGUAUCUGAUUAGACUAACGUGAGCUCCAAAAUUAUUGGCACCCUCUAAGAGAAUGCGCAAAAAUAAUUGUAGAUAAAUAAACGAUUUACCUUUUCUCUAACUCAACCGCUCUUAUAAGAACCACUUCUGUCAGAAACCUGGCAAAAUUACCGACACCCCAAAAAUUAUUUUAAAUAAUGGAUAUUUGAUUAGAAUAGUCAACUCCAAAACUAUUGGCACCCUUUAAGAGAAUGUGCAAAAAUAAUUGUAGAGAAAUUACCUUUUUUUGUCUAACAAAAUAGGAACUUAUUUUAAUAAAAAUAUUUUCUCUCAAAAAUGUGGCAAAAAUUAGUGACUGCCCAAAAUAUUUGAAAUAAAUACAAACCAAUUUUUUUUUUGCAUAAACAGUUUUUUUUUUUUUUCAAAUUCAUUUUAUUUGACCAAAUAUGUAAAAAUUUGGUCAGAGUUUGUAACACUGAUGUAUCCAAAAAAAAAAAACAAAAAGCUGUAGAUAGCUGUUGAACAACAAAACUGACACCCAAAUUGAUUAGAAUAGUCAUCUACAAAAUUACUGGCUUUAAGAGAAAGUUUUUGACACUUAAAAAUUAUAUUAAAUAAAUCCAAUUUUUAAAAAAUGUUGCUCUGGCUCCAGAAAGUUAUGAAGUUUGCGUGUAAAAUCCUUUUGCCGUCAUAAAAAAAAACCCCAAAAAAAACAGCCAUUUUACCACUAAGAGUUUUCAAUAAUGAUGUUUGUUGACCUGCAAAACCAGUUAAUAUUUUUCAUGGCCAUCAAAGUUGCUGAAUUGACCCUUUAAAAUCUGUAAUACUGAGAGUGAUGCUCAUCGUUCACCCCUAACAGCACACUGCACUGACUUUAAGCCUGAUGUUCACGGUUCACGGUAUUAGUGCGGUUUUUGUGUUAGUUUUACGAUAAUUCAGUAGUUAAUGUUCAGGAGAUCCUGUUUACGUGAAGUCUGGAGCAAAGAGUGGAAUAUUUUAAUACUUGUGUAAAUUGUUCUGAAUCUGCUUCAUCUUGAGCCUUGAAUAGCUGUGAAAGUCUGCAGCGUGAAACUGAAACACUCGCAGUCUGAGUUUAACCCUUUACAUUCCCCAGCUUCUUAUUCUGUAACUGCAGUGACAGUAACAUUAAAGCUACGUAGCUGUGAGAGUGAGAGUAAGGGGUUCAUGUGAACUCGUGCUUGUGUGUACGGAUUUUCAUGGGAUUCCCAAACAAAUUUAGAAAAAUUGUGAUUACAUUUUCUUGGACCUAUAGAUAAAUGUGAAAUUUUUAUGUUUUCUUAUUUCAUGUGUACUAAUAUUCAGGUUAUAUAGUAUUAACAAUAAACCGUCGAAAACGAUGAAGAAAAAUCCAGUUUGCUUUAACGUGUGAAUAAUAAUAUCACUCAUAACAUGGCAGGUAUUUCAGUGAAUUAUUCUAAUUAAUAAAAAAAACCUCUAUUACACAUUUAUAGAACACUAUUUACAGUAACCAGAUAUAAGAGUUUUUACGAUUCUCGAUUCUGAUUGUUCACGGUUUCUCAGUAACAUGACCCACAACAUUCGGAGAAGAAAGUGAGGCUGUUUAUCAUUCUUUAAUAACUAAAAAAAAAAAAGUAAUCGUUGGUAUUUGCGGUGACAUGCUGUUAUAGGAAAAUAAUCAACUUCAGGUGGUAACGCCACUUCAUCACACCACCCUGUCGUUUAUUUAUUGUACUAUAGCAGCUUGUUUUAUUCCUUACAUAUCACAUAUCACAUAAUGACACUCCAGCUGUGUAUUUACACUCAGGUAGUUUCGGGAAUAAAAAAAUGGUUCUAGUUAAUUUUACCAGCAUGAGCCAGGUCAACCAUUUGUUCAUUUUGUUUCCUGAGGUUUACCAGAAACGUUGUGUAACUGAUCAAAAAGCAAAAAAAAAAAAAA
Pangasianodon hypophthalmus (striped catfish) is the source of this 4370-nucleotide messenger RNA. RefSeq names its product doublecortin domain containing 2B (gene dcdc2b). Bases 664 to 2103 code for a protein of 479 amino acids. The record is from RefSeq and is a predicted model, not a curated record. NCBI's taxonomy places the organism in Eukaryota, Metazoa, Chordata, Actinopteri, Siluriformes, Pangasiidae. The transcript has 13 exons. Gene Ontology annotation, biological process: intracellular signal transduction. Gene Ontology annotation, cellular component: microtubule organizing center; microtubule.